AUGACCUUAGCUCCAAUAUCUCACUUUUUCAUUGUAACCUAAUUUGAUACUUAAAUGCUAGCUAAAACGUAAAUUAGUUUCUAUGACCGCAAGUCAUAGCUUUUUAGUAUUAGUUUUAUGCAUUCACUAGAAAAUUCUUUAUAAAAUAUACAUAACUAAUACUUGAAAACAAAAAAUUUCAAAGAAUUAAAACUAACACGAACAUGAUUCACACCUAGAUUUACUUACAUGAGUAAUUUUAGGUUUUGAUGGUGUCACUUGGAGAUAAUAGAAUACAAGAAAGCACUACAAACAAGAGUGGUACAAAAGAAACACGAUGCUACUUUUUUUUAUCGAAUCGACGCUACAUUUUUUGUUGCAAUUAAACUGGACUACACAAAGUGUAACAUGAUGGUACAAAGUAAAACCAUCUAACUGUGAGGGUAAAAAAAUAUAUACAUCUUCAGUGAUCGCGUAAGGGCCGAGAAGGUACUGUUUCUGAGCAAGCUCUUAUGAUAAAGGUGGCAUCUUUAGGACUGUAAUAGUUAUCUUUAGGACUCUUUACGUUUAUUAGAACGUUAUUGUUAUAGCUAAGCUUGAUUGAUGUAGGUUGUUCUGUAGGUAGUAGUUAUGCGUUAGUUACUCUUAUGCUUUUAUUGAAUAUGUACAGAUUCUUAUAGUAAACUUGAUUACACUGAUGUGAAUGUUGUUCUACUUCCAUGGUCUAAAACUCUGUGUGUGUGCCCAGGUCUCCUACUUAUUCAGGAAGCCAGAGGUUUCAGAUAUAGUAAUCUUCAAGGCUCCUCCAAUUUUAGUGGAACAUGGUUACAGCUUGAAUGAUGUUUUCAUAAAGAGGAUAGUUGCAAGUGAAGGUGACUGGGUUGAAGUUCGUGAUGGGAAGCUCUUUGUGAAUGAAAAUGUGCAAGAAGAAGAGUUUGUCUUGGAGCCAAUGUCAUAUGGAAUGGAACCAAUGUCUGUUCCCAAAGGUUAUGUCUUUGUACUCGGAGACAAUCGCAACAAGAGCUUUGAUUCUCGUAACUGGGGUCCUCUCCCAAUAGAGAACAUUGUUGGAAGAUCUGUUCCGGUAUUGGCCACCGAGCAAAGUAUCAGACACCAUAUACCAUCAUGACCAAGCUGUUGUGACAAAGGGACAGGUUACUGUUUCAUGAUAAAGAAUGAAACUUUUGUUUGUAUAUUUACAGUCUUGUAAACAUGUCUUGUUUAUUAUAAAAAAAAACUACAGUAUUAUAUUAAAAUCUAAUUAGAGGACCCAUUAUUUUGAGACA
Brassica napus (rape) is the source of this 1265-nucleotide messenger RNA. Its product is annotated as thylakoidal processing peptidase 1, chloroplastic-like. The record is from RefSeq and is a predicted model, not a curated record. Gene Ontology annotation, molecular function: serine-type endopeptidase activity. Bases 683 to 1108 code for a protein of 141 amino acids. Gene Ontology annotation, cellular component: chloroplast thylakoid membrane. The transcript has 5 exons. Gene Ontology annotation, biological process: thylakoid membrane organization. Lineage: Eukaryota; Viridiplantae; Streptophyta; Magnoliopsida; Brassicales; Brassicaceae.